Linum trigynum is the source of this 2008-nucleotide messenger RNA. The record is from the annotation of a GenBank genome assembly. Lineage: Eukaryota; Viridiplantae; Streptophyta; Magnoliopsida; Malpighiales; Linaceae.
GUUGCUUGCAAAAGUGGGUGUAAAUAAUGUAGCAAUUGAUGGGCUAUAAAUAGCAGAGACCCAUUCUGCUUUCUAGUUAGGUGGUGCUUGAUCAUCACUUAAUUCAACCUCCCCAUCUCAUCAAGAACAACAAAACCCCACCAAAAAAUCCGUUGCUCUCUGUUUCUUUCUUUCUUUCAGUUUCCCCAUUAUAUUAUAUAAUUUCUGUUUCUUUCCACUUCUGCCCGAAAGAAUCAAUCGAAUUUCACAUAUACUCACGAUGGAGGGAGAAAGGAAUAAUGAUUUGGAGGAGAAGCUACUUCCGCCGAGGUCUGUCGUCGUCGAUUUGAAGCCCGGCUACAACAAUGAUGAACCAUCAUCAUCGCCGGCGGCGUACUGCGGCGAGUCUCCGGCGAGCUGUAGUGGUGGCGGCGGCAUGACUCCGAUGGUCGUGUUUAGCACCAUGGUCGCCGUCUGUGGUACCUUCGCCAUGGGUUGCGCGUCAGGUUACUCAUCGCCGGCGGAGCAUGGGAUCAAUAAAGACCUGAAUCUGUCUGUGGCAGAGUACUCAGUUUUUGGUUCGAUAAUGACAAUUGGAGGGAUGAUUGGUUCCUUACUAAACGGGAAGAUGGCUGAUCUCAUUGGCCGAAAAGGCACUAUGUGGGUGUCUGAGUUGUUCUUCAUCAUGGGCUGGCUUGCCAUAGCAUUUGCAGAGGAUUCUUGGACGUUGGAUCUUGGCAGACUUUCAAUUGGUGUUGGAGUUGGAAUAACUGGCUAUGUGGUACCAGUUUAUGUUGCAGAGAUCACACCAAAGAACAUUCGUGGUGCCUUUACGGCAGCUGGACAUUUCAUGACUUGUUGUGGCUUCUCCAUGCUGUACUUCGCUGGAGUUGCUUUCUCCUGGCGCUCUUUGGCUUUGAUAGCUGCUGUGCCAUCUGCACUACACAUAGUGGGAUUGUUCUUCAUCCCGGAGUCUCCUAGAUGGUUGGCGAAAGUUGGGAGAGAAGAGGAGUCGGAAUUGGCUCUGCAACGACUCAGGGGAAAGAAAGUUGAUAUCUCCCAAGAAGCAGCGGAUAUCAUAGAGUCGAUUGAGGCAUGUCAAGGGCGUAAAUCGGGCAAAAUUCUCGACUUGUUCCAGCUCAAAUAUGCUCAUGCUCUUAUUGUUGGUGUGGGAUUAAUGUUCUUCCAACAAUUUGGGGGAACUAAUGCUAUUGCAUACUAUGCUAGGUCCAUUUUUGAGGCAGCUGAGUUUUCGAGCUACAUUGGUCUCAUAUCAAUGGCUGUCAUUCAGAUCCCAAUCACACUAGUAUCUGUCCUCUUAACAGACAAGUCAGGAAGGCGGCCACUUCUUUUGGUUUCUGCCUCUGGAAUGUGUCUAAGUACCUUGCUUAUAGCAAUAUCAUUUUGCCUUCAGAGCUUCCACAUUGCCAAGGAUAUCACCCCAACCCUUGCUUGCAUUGGAGUAUUGAGUUUCACUGUUGCUUACUCCAUUGGCAUGGCUGGAUUGCCCUGGCUAAUCAUGUCUGAGACAUUUCCGAUAAACAUAAAGGGAUCUGCUGGGAGUCUAGUGACAUUGAUCCACUGGUCUUGCUCCUGGAUUGUCACCUAUUCCUUCAAUUUCCUCAUGCAAUGGAGCUCUUCAGGAACAUUUUUCAUCUUCUCUGGGGUAGGCUUCUCUGCUGUUGUGUUCAUUGCCAAGUUGGUGCCAGAAACAAAGGGAAGAACAUUAGAGGAACUUCAAACUUCUUCCGUACAAACUCAUUUUGUUGAAUGAAACUAAGAAAGGAUUUGGUGUAGAGAAGAGUGGGUAAAUUUAUAUAAUAUAUUUAUUGAAAGUGUAAAUAUGAGUUAGUAAAAUAUGGAAUUUCACUCAGAAAUGUUAUUAUAUUCACAGAGCUCAUAGUAAUAGUAGUACCUUUCAAGCAAACCAUAGUUAUGCCACGUGGGUUCAUAAUUGAUUUUUGUUUAGUUUGUUCCUCUAAGUACUAUGUAAAUUCCAUCUUUAUGGUUAUAAAGCGUCUAUUUUAGC